Molecule: messenger RNA, 1536 nt
Organism: Carcharodon carcharias (great white shark)
Lineage: Eukaryota; Metazoa; Chordata; Chondrichthyes; Lamniformes; Lamnidae
Product: acid-sensing ion channel 5-like
Exons: 10
Coding region: 1-1536 (511 amino acids)
Biological process (GO): sodium ion transmembrane transport
Cellular component (GO): membrane
Molecular function (GO): ligand-gated sodium channel activity
Source: RefSeq, a predicted model, not a curated record
AUGGUGACUGCACAGCAAAACUUGGAAGAUAAAAAGCUGGUAAGCAGACGGAUCCUUUGUGGCACGUUAAAAAAGAUUUGGUCUUUUUUAUUUGGAAAAAUGUUACUGCCCGUGGAAAACAUACAACACUUUGACCAUGAGUUUGCAGCAUCAACCUCUUUCCAUGGUUUACAAAAUGCACUGCAAAGCAAACCUAGAAUUCGCAGGGUUUUCUGGAUGGUUGUUGUCCUUGGCUGUGUAAUUGUGGUUUUUUCUCAGAUCACCCAGUGUUUCAUUCGCUACUUCAGCUGGCCAACAUCUACAUCUGUCACUAUAAAGUAUGUUGAGCAAAUUGAAUUUCCUGCUGUUACUUUCUGCAACUUAAAUAGAUACCAAGCCCAAGCAGUAGCCAACAUGAACAUCAUAUACAUGUUGUGGUCUAUUGUGUGUGUUGCUCUAAGACUUGUCCAAAGUGGUGGAAAUAGCAGCAUUUCUCAAGAAAUCCUAGACUUUCUUCAAGGAAAUCCAUCUUUCAGCAUCAAGAAUUUCACUAAAAAAUAUGGCUACCAACUUGACGACUCUACUCUCUUAAAAUGUGACUUCUUUGGGGAGCCCUGCUAUGCAAAGGAUUUUCAACAUGUUUUUACUGAAUAUGGCAGUUGUUACACUUUCAACCAUGAUGAUAUCGUUAAAAAGAGAGCAAACUUUUCAGGAAGAGGACUAAGCGUGAUGCUUGAUAUUAAACAGCCAGAAAUGACCGAUAAUCCUUCCUUUGGCUUUACUGAUGCUGGAAUUUCCUUUGUUAUCCAUCCACCUAAGGAACCACCACAAGUUGAGAUAAUGGGUUUGUUUGCAGGUGUUGGGAUGCAUGCUCAUGCCGCAAUACGGCAACUGAAGACAAUAAACCAAGAGUAUCCAUGGGGAGAAUGUAACCCCAACAUGCAGCUGGAAUAUCAUGACACUUACACAACUUAUGGCUGUUUACAAGAAUGUAAAUCAAAGCAUAUAAAAGAACACUGUGGAUGCACACCCUUUCUGCUGCCAGGAAGUGGGCCUGAAUGUGAACCUGAAAAGUACUACAACUGUGCAUAUCCCAUUCUCCAUUACAUAGAAAAAAAGGGACUUUGCAAAGCAGGUGCACACAGCUUCAACUGUCCAAUUCCAUGUGAAGAGAUCAAGUACUUUACUACUGUGUCUUACUCAACUUUUCCAAGUCACAGGGGAUUGCAGUUUCUAUCUGAAAAAUUUCAGAAAAGCAAACAGUACAUCAAGGAAAACUUUGUUUACAUUGAUAUAGCUUACAAGGAUCUCAACUAUGAAGUGACUCAGCAGCAGAAGGCACUACCAGUUACUGAGCUUAUUGGUGACAUCGGGGGUCAGCUUGGUCUAUUCUGUGGUGGAAGCGUGAUCACUAUCAUUGAAAUCCUAGAAUACCUUCUCACCAAAUUCUAUUGGAUGUGUAUAGUUUGGCUACUAAAACCACCAGAAGUACUGAAUAGAACUAAUGACAUUCAAAAUCCUCCUGCAAAAGAAAAAAGGCAAUUAUCUCCUAAAUAG